Cutaneotrichosporon cavernicola is the source of this 762-nucleotide messenger RNA. RefSeq lists its product as uncharacterized. Lineage: Eukaryota; Fungi; Basidiomycota; Tremellomycetes; Trichosporonales; Trichosporonaceae. The transcript is spliced from 3 exons. The coding region runs from base 1 to 762 and encodes 253 amino acids. The record is from RefSeq and is a predicted model, not a curated record.
AUGGCUCCUCACGUCCACGACAGGAUCUACUGGGUCUUUAUCCCCAUCAACACCGAGGUGGUCGACGGUCCACAGUGGGACUCGCUCGCUCUCACCCUUGCCAACAAGCUCUGGUACUUGGGCUAUGCGCCCAAGGGCGAGAUCACCGUUACGCAUGGAAACAACGAGGUCGUCAUCCCGACGCAUCACCCCCUGAACAAGGAUGUCGUCGACUACUGCGUCCGCCGAACGGGCGAAUUCUACGACCCCCACACUGUUGGCCCAGUUCGCCGCGAGGAGAGCGACUUUUCGUCACCGCGUGCCGCCAAUCUGUCCCUCGAUAAGAGCAUUUCGCCAGUAGUGCCCAUCCUCACCGCGAGCGGAAACACUCGCCCCGCCCCCUCGUCUACCAUGCCCAAGGGUCAGCACCUGCACGACAAGAUGUACUGGACCAUCAUCCCCGUAGACAGCGCUGGCUGCGACAGGCACAAGCUGCAGGACGGUCCACAGUGGGAGUCUCUCGCCCUCGCCAUCUGCGUCCGGUUGUGGCACCGCGGCUACGCGCCGAAUGGCGAGGUUGUCGUCUCGCAUGCCAACAACGAGAUUGUCAUCCCAACCUUCCACCCCGUUCCAAAGGACGACGUCGAGUACUUUGCCCGCCGUGCCGGAGAGUUCUACGACCCGCACAAGGUCGGCCCAGCGCGCACCGAGGAGGUCGACUUUAGCCACGAGGACGUCCCUCAGCACGCUCCCUCCACGUCCGCUGGCCCCACCGUGUCGUGA